Molecule: messenger RNA, 6794 nt
Organism: Talpa occidentalis (Iberian mole)
Lineage: Eukaryota; Metazoa; Chordata; Mammalia; Eulipotyphla; Talpidae
Gene: RBFOX2
Product: RNA binding fox-1 homolog 2
Exons: 13
Coding region: 240-1385 (381 amino acids)
Biological process (GO): nervous system development; regulation of alternative mRNA splicing, via spliceosome
Cellular component (GO): nucleus; cytoplasm
Molecular function (GO): mRNA binding
Source: RefSeq, a predicted model, not a curated record
UUCAGCCAUCUGCCUGAGAUAUGGGAGGGAGCUGGAGAAAGAAGGAGGGGGAGAGACUGCCAGAGAGGAAGAGAAAAGAAAGGAAGAAACACUAGAAAGAAAAAGGAAGGAAACCGGAAUAAAGGGAGAUCAGUUACCAAACCCUUACAGAGCUAGACUGGGGGGGGAGGGGGGAGGAAAAAGGAGCUGUGGAGGUGUGCCCCAGCACGCCUGCUUUGAAGUCUUCAUCACCUUGGUUUAUGGAGAAAAAGAAAAUGGUAACUCAGGGUAACCAGGAGCCAACAACAACUCCUGACGCAAUGGUUCAGCCUUUUACCACCAUCCCGUUUCCACCACCUCCACAGAAUGGAAUCCCCACAGAAUACGGAGUGCCACACACUCAGGACUAUGCCGGCCAGACCAGUGAGCAUAACCUGACACUCUAUGGAAGCACGCAAGCCCACGGCGAACAGAGCAGCAACUCACCCAGCACGCAGAACGGAUCUCUUACGCAGACAGAAGGGGGCGCACAGACAGAUGGCCAGCCAUCACAGACACAAAGUAGUGAGAACUCAGAGAGUAAAUCUACCCCCAAACGGCUGCAUGUCUCUAAUAUUCCUUUCCGCUUCCGGGACCCCGACCUCCGACAGAUGUUUGGGCAGUUUGGCAAAAUCCUAGAUGUAGAAAUAAUCUUUAAUGAACGUGGCUCUAAGGGAUUCGGGUUCGUAACUUUCGAGAAUAGUGCUGAUGCAGACAGGGCCAGGGAGAAAUUACACGGCACCGUGGUAGAGGGCCGUAAAAUCGAGGUGAAUAAUGCUACAGCGCGUGUAAUGACCAAUAAGAAGAUGGUCACACCAUAUGCAAAUGGUUGGAAAUUAAGCCCAGUUGUUGGAGCUGUAUAUGGCCCUGAGUUAUAUGCAGCCUCCAGCUUUCAAGCAGAUGUGUCCCUAGGCAACGAUGCUGCAGUGCCCCUGUCAGGAAGAGGGGGCAUCAACACUUACAUUCCUUUAAUCAGUCUCCCUUUAGUUCCUGGCUUCCCUUACCCAACUGCAGCCACCACGGCGGCCGCUUUCAGAGGAGCCCACCUGAGGGGCAGAGGGCGGACGGUCUACGGUGCAGUUCGAGCGGUACCUCCAACAGCCAUCCCCGCCUACCCAGGUGUGGUUUACCAGGACGGAUUUUACGGUGCUGACCUCUAUGGUGGAUACGCCGCCUACAGAUACGCGCAGCCUGCCACUGCAACCGCAGCCACCGCCGCUGCCGCCGCCGCCGCCGCCUACAGCGACGGCUAUGGCAGGGUGUACACAGCCGACCCCUACCAUGCCCUCGCCCCUGCCGCUAGCUAUGGAGUUGGCGCUGUGGCAAGUUUAUACCGAGGUGGCUACAGCCGAUUUGCCCCCUACUGAAGUGACGUGAGACCCUGCAAAUGGGACAGCCCCCCAGUUCAUGAGGCCUGGCUAUUGCAAUAUUUACUAGUAGAAGAACUCCAUAGCAAGGAGGAAAAACAGACAAACAAAAAACACAAAAAAAAGAAAGAAUACUUUUUUAUACCUCACUAUGUUCUUUGAAUAUGUAUUUUUCCUUUAAAUUUCUGCCUUUAAUUCUUUUGUUCCAAAGAUUGUGCAUUUUUUUCUUUUUUUUUCUUUUUCUUUUUUUAACUGUGGUAAAAAAAAAAAAAAUAAUGCAUUUCCAUGUCUGUAUGUCCGUGCUUAGCUUAUUCUAUCAAUCACGGAAGAGGCAGUUACUGAGGAAGGAGAGACAUUUAGGAGCCAGUAAAUGAUCAGAAAUCAGCAGACAGAAUUACCAAAGUGUGUCUGGUGCUGAGUGUUCAAGCAGGAGUGGAAGACAUCUUUGUGCAACAGGAUAUCCUUCUAGUCUUCUGAGUCUCUGCUCUUUGGCAGGCAGGUCUGAGAUUGGCUGUGGCUGGUAUCCACAUGCUGAUAGGUGAUAGGAAUUUGUGCUUGCAAUGCAGGAGAAUUAAAAAGACACGUUCCUCUCCUCUUCCCUCCUGUCUUCUCCAUUCUUUUCACAAUCAUCUUACACACACAGUCUGAGACAGUUGGCGUGGUUUUGGGAAUUGCAGUAUUAAUGUUUCCAAACGUGCUCUCAGACUGUGGGUAAUAAACACCUCAUUAGGAACCCGAUCUCAGAAUGAACUCUGGAGUAUGAAAAAGAUCAUUCUUUUCUUUCUUGUAAUCCCAGCAUUCCUGCUGGGCAUCUUCCCCUUUAAUUGAACCACACCUUAGCUCAUCUGUCCUUUCAUUAACGUCCUGCUCCCAUGUCCUCAGGAUUCAGGAAUUUAGGGCCCAGGGACAGAAGAAUAAAUAGCCAGUGUCCAGAUUUCUCCAAGGUGUUUGGGCCCAGCUUAAGGGUUAGAAGUACAAAUAAAUUGUUGAGAGCUAUUGAAGAGGUUGAGGAAGUGAAGAGGAAUAUUAGACAUUAUCUGGCAAGUCACUCCAAUAUUCCUGACCUUCCUCUUGCAUCAGAAAACCAAUACAAAGUAUAAAACAUAUAAGAAGACACUGCUAAAAGCUAAAAACAGUCAGUCUGAGGUCAACUGUCCCUGGAAGUUUUGGUAGGUGGGGCAGGUAAGGGCAGGCGAAGGCUCUGCGUACUAGCUCCAAAGCCAUAGGAACUUCCUCCUUCCAGAGCCUUCGUGAGUCGCUUCUCUGCCCACAAGCCACUGCCUGCGUGGCCAUUCUACUCAGCUCAUCAUUGCCCUCUGAAGACACCCAGCUGAGCACCCUGACCACUCGGCACGUGAAACACUAUGGCACCCGAGAUCUGAGCAGGGUUCCUGGGGAGGUCCCCGCCCGUAUUGGAAGGGAGGUCUGAAAUGGCAAGGGGCUAGCGUGUCACCAGGAAGAGGCAUGCGGUGGCCACAGCGGUGGGUCCUGCUGUUGCUACCUGGCUUCCAUUUCAUACUCGUUAUCAAGGUUGGGAGAAAGUGUUUCUCUUCUCGCUGUUCAGCUCUUACUGAUAAAAACAAGGGUCCUGCAGCAUUUCCAAAGCGAAGGUGUUAGAAACAGGGAAGCAUGGUCUGGUUGGCUCCCUGGUCUAGACACAUCGGUACUAGGGUGACCUUUCACCCCAGGGAUAGCUGCUAAAGGGAGUGAUUCCGAGACAUGGAGCUUCUGGUUUGUUAGGGUUUGUUUUGUUUUAACUCCUGCCUCCACAUACGUUCUUGACUGACGACUGAUUCGAGUCCUUGGAUUAAAAUGACUGACAUUUGACAGCAUCAAGCACUCUUUGUAGCCAGCAUGAUGUGCCUGGGAGGGACUGGCCCAUCACCAGUAAUACAGAUCUUCCCUGCCUUCGGAAUCCUCUCUCCUGAGAGCUAGGAGAGAGGCUGACCCUGAAAUCGGGGAGCCAUCCCGGAAGCUAGAGGCCUCGAUGCAAUUCUUACUGACUCUGGGGAGGAAGGCAUAGAGCAGGGGACUCCAGACUGCCUCUCCAUGGCCAUUUUUAAGGGUUCCCCUCCCCAAGCCAAAGUUUGGUUUGUUGCUGUUGAGACAAUUUUUGUUGUAUGUAGAGAAAUCCUUUAGUUAGAGGAGUGGAGCAUGGGGCGUGGGACUUUCACAGUUCUAGGGAAUGGGGGCAGGGAGGAUUUUUUUUUUUUUUUUCCAUUCUUUUGCUUGUGUUCUGAAGGAGAGCUUUUACCGGCUAAAGAAAAGGAAAGAAAUUUCAUGUCAUGUCAAGCAGGGGCCAGCCGUACAACACGGCAAGCCUCUGUUCAGCCGAGACAAGGCUAAAUUCUAAAUGUUCGUAUUGGUAGCGGGAGAGAACUGAGGGAUGAGUUUAAGCAUUUUCUUUCCUCCGAGAGAGCGGAGGACGAUGGGAAGGGGAGAGAAAGCAGCCCCUCCAGCCCUUCGAAGAGGCAGAAGCUUGAGCUCGAGGUGCCCUGUGUGCACCUCAGUUCAGCUGGUCUGGCUGAGGACCCCUAGGCAAGCUCUGCUUCCCCGCUGGCUCCGCUGCAUUUCCAGGGGUGCUUUUAACUCCGCCGCCUCCAGCUCCCUGUUGUCAGAAGGCCCCGUGGAGCUCUUUUAACUCAGGGCCUCCGCUUUUCACAGUCAGCCCUGAGGAUGGGGCUCUCAGCAGCACCCAGGUCGGAGGCUUCCGACCUCCCCCAUCAGCUUUUGAACUUUGAGACUCUGUGCAGCCCACGUGCCCCCAGGCAGGCGCCUGGCUUGCUGCUGCCAGUAUCCCUGACUCUCCCUGGGCCUGCUGUGAGCCAGAGAGGGUGCUGGUGGAGGGUUCUAGGGCGCUGGGGCUGGGCGACAGCACGGGGGUGACUUCAACAGCUUUACAUAGUUCGUGGCGUGGACUUUCUGUCCUAAGCAUCUUCCUCGUAGAAGCCCAUGCCUUUCGGGACACCCCUACUGAAAACCUUUAACAUCCCUCUUUCUGCCCAGAGAGCUGCCCGUAGGUCUUUUUUCCAGAACUCCUGGUGUUACAGAAUUCAACUCCCAUCAGCCCAGCUCCGCUAUUCAUCCCCGUCGGGGCUCUGAGAUUUUACUAGGCCUCCUGUCCUGCCAUCUGGCCGCAGCCACCGCUGAAAUUGAGCUAGUUUUACUUUUCCUUGAAGGGGACUGGGGCUCAGCUGUUAGUUUAAGGGGAGCUAGUGGAGAUAUUUCCAAUAGAAAUCAGUGAUUGCAGCUUUUCCUCAAAAGUGUGACUCCUCAGGAGCUGAACCGCUCGUGUGUAGUUUCGGCCACGCUUUCCUGGCAGCACAGCAGAUGAGCCGGUGAAUCGCCGCCACCGUAACGAGGCGCGUAGCUUCCGAGAUGCAGGAGGUGCAGGGGCGGGAUGGAUGCCACCCCAAGGAUCUGCAAGAAGGGCUUGACAGCCCCCUCCCCCCUAGCAGGGCGAGGCCAAGCGGGGGACUGUCCGCUGGGCGCUGAGCCCUCGCCAGGAGGGAACCCUCUCCUCUCGCCAAGUCUGGCCGCUUCUCUGCUGCUUGCAACCCUCUAGCACAGUAACAUUUGCAGGAUUGCAAAUUUUUCCCCCAGAUAAUAGGAGGAAAGGGACUUUGGGGGGUGGGGAGGGGGUAGUGGUGUUUUAAAAGCAUAAGUUACCUGUUUGCACUGUUUUUAAGAUAGGUUAAAAAAAAAUAGUGGGCAAGGUGAUCAUCAGACGUAAAUUGUGUGUUUUUCUUUUGUCAUGCUCUUGAAGAUGUUUGACCAUUUGUAGUAUACACCAGUGAAACUUGAUUCUCUGUUGCAUAAAACACUUUUUCUUUUUUGGAAAUGUUACUGUCCGAAAGCUUCUUCCCUGCCUUUUCCUUUUCCUGUGUUCUUCCCUCAUCCUUGCUGUGCCCAUCAGCCAGGCCGCGGCCCUCCGGGAGCUGGGGCGCGGGGUAGGCCUUUUCCCAGCGGGGCCGGGGGCGGAAGCCAGCGCGUGCCGUCCGCUUCAGGGCGUGCAGUGGCCUCUUUGCAAGUAAGACAGACCAGGCUGCAGCAGGUUCUCCAACUCCCGGAUCCAGUGCUCUAGGAGCGAGUUGCCGAGGGUGGCGGGACGCCUGGAGCGUUGCAGUUGGCUGUGGUAGCUGAGUUCUUAGCCAUGUUACCGGAACUGUAGCCAGUGACAGUUUACUCAGGAAAACGGUAGAUCACUUCAGCCAUGGUAGUGCUGGUUGGCAGGGAUUGGUAACUGAGAGAACCGCUCAUCAGCCAAAACUCAAACCUUGCCUUUACGGACACCGCCCGCGGGCCCCGGUCCCUGCGGCCGGCGGCUGCCGCGCGCUGGGCGGGCUCAGCUCAUGCUGGCGAGCAGGGGGAGAACGUCGCUUCUCUUCCUCUCCCCACCCUCCGCCCCUGUGGCCAACAGCAGACGCCCAGGGGCCCCACGAGUUUUUGAAUUUUUAGAAAAUGUCUUUUGGUUUGGUUUUCCCGGGGACUGAGGAGCGCUCGAAGCGCCGUCUCUGCCGCCAGGACUCCCAGCUUAGUCGUUUCCUUGUAUUUUUCUGUUCACAGUAUUUUCGUGUGUGUGUGCUUGUUUGGCAGCUCGUUUUGGCUGUAAUAUAUAUCGAGUGAUGAAUUGAUCCUCUUUUUUCCCUAAGGGAUAUGAAUUGUUUUCUUCUUGUGUUUUAAUUCUGCUUGUGAAUAGCUGGAGCAAACCCGGGGCUGACACACGUAAGCUAGGGCUGCAGAGCGACGAGAGCCGGGGGUCCUCGUCCCCCACGGGCCGCCCUCCCCGAGUCUCUGAGCUUGCCAGUCCAAAUCUUUGCAAGGCUAAAGAUGCCACAGAACCUCUCCUCUCCUCCCCACGCCCCUGGCAGGGACGGACCAUCCCUGCGUGCGACGUGCAGUUUCUCUGGCCCCUCCCAUGGCCGUGACAGAACAGGUACCUUUGGGGCAUGGGGGCGUCACAUGGGAUGCUUGUGUAAUUGGCCACCUCGCCUUCUCCCCCCGCCCCCCAGAAUCACUUCCUAGGACGCCCGAGCUGCUUGCCCAGGGUCCUGUCACCCUGCGACCUCCAGAGAAGCACCCCAGGGCUUUGUGACAGUCUCUGACCCCCCCCUUCUCCUUAAGAAUCAUAUUGUAUAGUAGCUUUCAGACCAUACAGUAUUCAUUGGGUUACUCCUAUUAUUAUCAAGUAGCUGGAAUUGUGAAGGUCGGAGUAGUUAGAUCUUUAGCUUUUAUUCCUUAUUUUUUUGUAUUACUAUCCAUGUGUAUAAAUUAUUGAUCAUGUUGCUGGCUUUUAUAAACUCUAAGCGAAGGAGGGGCACUGCCUCUGCCUUUGCAAAUGGUAAUGAAGCACUGUUUUUAAAUAAAAGAGAGAAACACCAGUCUCUGCCUCUGUGUGUUCAUCCCCCU